Fusarium fujikuroi IMI 58289 is the source of this 882-nucleotide messenger RNA. RefSeq lists its product as uncharacterized. The record is from RefSeq and is a predicted model, not a curated record. The transcript is spliced from 2 exons. NCBI's taxonomy places the organism in Eukaryota, Fungi, Ascomycota, Sordariomycetes, Hypocreales, Nectriaceae. The coding region runs from base 1 to 882 and encodes 293 amino acids.
AUGGCCUCUAUACGAGACGUUGAUAUUACCACAUAUGAUGACUUGAAUUUGAGAGGAACCUUUUACAGCGUUGGGUCCAAGAAGCCUUGCAUUAUCAUGACCCAUGGAUUCUCUGGUCACCGUGAUCAUUUCCUGCCCGAACUCGCUGCCAAGUUCAACGACGCUGGCUAUGGAGCAUUGGUUUACGACAACCGCUGCUGGGGCGAUAGUGAGGGCCUUCCUCGCGCUGAAGCCGAUCCCGUGAAGCAGUCACGAGACUAUCUCGACGCUUUCAAUUUCGCUGCAGCCCUUCCCGAUGUUGAUCCCACCAAGAUCGUGUACUGGGGAUCCAGCUUAUCCGGAGGCAACGCUAUUGUCGCCGCUUCCAUGAACAAGAGCCUGGCAGGCAUUAUUUCACAAGUCCCCUUUGUAUCGGGCGGUUCCAUGGCUCGCCUCACCGCAGCUCCGAAACCCAUUCUAGUCGCUCAACGGACCUCGAAUUCAGAGAUCCACAUCCCGAUCUAUCCCAGCUCUGUCGAGGAGGUCCGAGAUGGGACCACCAAGGCCAUUUUGAAGGAUGAGGGGGCCGUGGAGUUUGCAGCGGAAAUGGCCCGACGAGGCUACAGCUACGACAAGACGGCUACUCUCCAGAGUUUGACCAACACGAUCAUGCACGAGCCGACGGGGGUUAUUCAUCAUAUCUCGCCUACGCCACUGCUCAUGGUUCUGGCGGAUGACGAUGUGUGCACCUAUACUCACCUGCAGCUCGAGGCCUUUGAGAAGGCAUUGCAUCCAAAGACGCUCAGAAUCGUAAAGGGGAGUGGCCAUUUUGAUCUGUACUACGGCAAGAGGUUCCAGGAAGUGGUUGACAUGCAACUUGAGUUUCUCAAGAGCAUCCUUUAG